UUCGCCCAACUCCACGUCUGCUCUGUCUCUCCUUCCUUUCCGUUCUUUUCUGGAUAUCUGAGGAGAAACGAUGCAGCGCUCCGUUGCAGCUGCUCUCGUAGCAGCCAACCUCAUCACCAGCGUGUCUGCUGGUGCCAAAUGGUGUGGCAAGAAUUAUCUGUCCUCCGACGGUCCCUCUCCUCCGGGUGGUAACUUCCCUGCCCUCGCAUACUCCGACUCCCCCAGCCUCGCCUUCCGCUGCGCACCCGCCAUCCGCCCCUACCUCGCCGAGGACCAGAGCCAAAAUGGCGCCAUCAUCGUCGACUCCAUCGUCACCAACUACAACCUCACCGGCGCCCAGGCCAUCGGAAUCAAGAGCGGCGCCUCCCUCGCCGAUGCCGGCAGCCUCAACGUCACCCUCUCCGUGAACGGGACAACCCUUGGCUCCGCCAGUGUCCCGCUCAACGCCACCGCGUACGAGAUCCCCAUCAACAUCUCGAGCUUCACGCCCCAGACGACCCCGUACGAUAUCUCGUGUGCCGCGACGUUCGCCGGCUCUUCUGGCACCCAGAAGUACAGCUCGACCGCCGAGCUGACCAUCAUCCCCAACCCCACCAGUGGCUCGGUGACCAAGAUGGACUUGCGCUCAGGUGCACUGCUGGCUAAGCCCGCCAACGGUAACGGCGGCGACUAUGCCCCCGUUUUCCCCGUUGGUUUCUUCACGGACUUCUGGGGGCUUUUGGCUACGAACCUCUCGGUUAUCGAUGAGCUCGCUCAGCAAGGCUUCAACAUGAUCCACCCCAUCCCCACCUUCGACGACUGGGACCUCUUUGAGCAGGUCGUCCAGCGCAUGCAGCAGAACAACAUGUACCUCAUGUACGACAUGCGCUUCGACUACCGCAACCUCACCGCCGUCGAACAGCAAGUCAACAUGAUCAAAGACGCGCCCAAUCUCCUCCUGUGGUACACCGGCGACGAACCCGACGGCACAUCGGACCCUUUCAGCUCCGCGACGGGCGCGUACGACAAGAUCUACGAGCUCGACGGCGCCCGGCACCCCGUCUCGCUCGUGCUCAACUGCCAGGACUACUACUGGCAGGAGUACAGCCAGGGCGCGGACAUCGUCAUCCAGGACGUGUACAUCAUCGGGAACAACAACUCGUACUCGGAGCGCUGGGGCACGCCGUGCACGCCCGAGUGGGGCGACUGCGGCUGCGACAACUGCGAGAGCAUCCUCGCUGGCGAUCAGAGCGGCUUGUACCCGGGCAACACGACGCUCACGAGCAUGUAUGCGGGCGGUGUGCCGGCCAACAGUGGUGUGGGCGCGUUCAAGGCGAUCAGCGACCGUCAGCAGUCGUUUGCGGACCGCAUGGUCGCGAUGGGCUGGGAGCGCACCAAGGCUGCGUGGGCGACGCCUCAGGCAUUCGGCGCUGACGGAGAAUACUGGGCGCGCGUCCCCUCGGGCGAAGAGUUCAUCGUGCAGUCCGUCCUCGGCAUCAACCACGGCGCACUCGGCAUCCUGCCCUGGACAGACCCCGCGCCGGCGGACAUCAUGAACUCGGCGUCGAUGCUCGCCAAGACGCUCCCGCAGCUGACGCCGCUGCUGUUCAGCGGGAACGCGACGCGCACGAACUACGUCGUGAACGGGAUCGACGUCGCCGUGUGGAGCGACGGCGCGUCGACGAUGGUUAUGGCCGCGAACACGCAGUACGCGUCGAACACGGUUACGUGGGCGGACGUGCAGGUGAGCGGCAGUGUGAGCGCGGCGAUGCAGAGCGGGGACGUGAGCAGCGACGGGACCGGGUUUACGCUCGGUUCGAUGGGCUCCGCGGCGUUCUUGUCGAGCGGCGGGACGCGCAGGUGCAUGCGGGGCUUUGAGCGCCGUCACCACUAAGUAUCAGUUACUUAGUUGAUGAUUGGUGGUUGAGCUUUUGGACUCGGAUUCUGCUGCUUAUUUAGCAUAACGGGGCGAACUGGUCUUGGGGCUUAGGGUACUUACGUAUAACGGCUCUUUGUUGGUCUCUUAAUUCUUUGACGGUCUUUACUUACACAUGGACAGUAGUAUCACGUUUGUGGUACUUGAUUAAACAACGGGUUUUGCGAUUUACGAUGUCGUGGUGUGGUGUAGAUCUCUUUCUUUCGAGGCGUGAGGGUUGUCAUGCUCGU
Messenger RNA from Coniophora puteana RWD-64-598 SS2, 2145 nucleotides. RefSeq lists its product as uncharacterized. NCBI's taxonomy places the organism in Eukaryota, Fungi, Basidiomycota, Agaricomycetes, Boletales, Coniophoraceae. The transcript is spliced from 4 exons. The coding region runs from base 71 to 1873 and encodes 600 amino acids. The record is from RefSeq and is a predicted model, not a curated record.